AUGAAUCCUUCCAACCCACCCCAAGCUGCCGAAUACGGUGGAGAUGAGGUCUCAGCCAUUGUUCUCGAUCCGGGCUAUUCAACCACUCGCGCUGGCUUCGCAGGUGAAGAUGCUCCCAAGUCUCUAAUGCCAACAUAUUACGGCAAGUACAACGCCGAUGGCCAAGAGAAAUUUGUCUAUGGAGAUGAUAUUUUUGUCACGCCACGUCCCGGUUUGUCCAUCUACAACCCGAUUGGCAAGGAUGGAAUCGUCGAGGACUGGGAUAUGGCGGAGAAAGUCUGGGAGUACUCCUUCACUUCGCGACUUACCGGCGCGAAGCCAGGCAAUCCUUUCCAGAAUGGCCUAAACGAUAUCUCCGCUGAGGAGCUCCCCACAGAGAUGGAGGUCGAGACGGAAGAGAAGCCUUUGGCCGACAGCCCAUUGUUGAUGACAGAGCCUGGCUGGAACCCGGCCAAGGCACGCGAGAAGACCAUUGAGAUUGCGAUGGAGAAAUGGGGUACCCCGGCCUUUUACCUGGCUCGGAACGGUGUACUCGCAGCUUUUGCUUCUGGUAAAGCCUCCGCCCUCGUUGUCGAUAUCGGCGCUUCGAAUAUCUCCAUCACCCCAGUUCACGACGGCAUGAUCCUGAAGCGCGGAGUGCAACAUUCCCCGCUGGGUGGUGACUACAUCUCCUCGCAGAUCCGCGCACUGUUCAAGAAGAACUCCCCGCAACCAAUCACCAUCACACCUCACUACCUGAUCAGCUCCAAGACAGCUGUCGAAGCUGGCCAAGAGCCCCAGGCCAGGUACAAGACUUUCGCCGCCGACAAGGCACCAGAUGCCUCGUACCGGGCUCUUCUGGAAGAACGCACCAUCGGUGAAUUCAAGGAGUGUGUCGUCCAGGUCUGGCCUGGUCCUAACAAGCUCUCUAAUAAUGGUCCCAACGGUAUUCCCAACGAAGAGGCUGCUCGUGCAUCGCCCGGUCGUCCGUUCGAGUUCCCAGAUGGCUACAAUCAGAUCUUCGGUGUUGAUCGCUUCCGCGUUGUUGAAUCCUUGUUCGAUGCUAAAGCCGCUAUUCCUGAUCCUGACUCGCCUUUCCCAGCCCCUACACCUGCCCAGACUCUUCCUGAGUUGAUCAAGGCUUCGCUUAGUGGUGUGGAUGUCGAUAUCCGUCCUCACCUCCUGUCUAAUGUGGUUGUAACGGGUGCCUCUAGUCUGCUCUACGGCUUCACGGAUCGUCUGAACCAAGAAUUAAUGGCUCAAUUCCCUGGACCGCGUGUUCGUAUCUCGGCUCCUGGAAAUACUGCUGAGCGUCGAUUCGGUUCCUGGAUUGGAGGAAGUAUCUUGGCUAGUUUGGGUACUUUCCACCAGAUGUGGAUCUCCAAGAAGGAGUAUGAAGAGCACGGUGCGAACAUUGUGGAGAAGCGUUGCAAAUAA
This is a messenger RNA of Penicillium malachiteum, 1416 nucleotides long. Its product is annotated as actin family protein. Gene Ontology annotation, cellular component: NuA4 histone acetyltransferase complex; SWI/SNF complex. Gene Ontology annotation, biological process: regulation of transcription by RNA polymerase II. Bases 1 to 1416 code for a protein of 471 amino acids. The transcript has 3 exons. Lineage: Eukaryota; Fungi; Ascomycota; Eurotiomycetes; Eurotiales; Aspergillaceae. The record is from RefSeq and is a predicted model, not a curated record. Gene Ontology annotation, molecular function: chromatin binding.